Clarias gariepinus (North African catfish) is the source of this 1008-nucleotide messenger RNA. RefSeq names its product signaling threshold-regulating transmembrane adapter 1-like. The transcript has 6 exons. Gene Ontology annotation, molecular function: kinase binding. The coding region runs from base 231 to 752 and encodes 173 amino acids. The record is from RefSeq and is a predicted model, not a curated record. Gene Ontology annotation, cellular component: plasma membrane. Gene Ontology annotation, biological process: regulation of T cell activation; T cell homeostasis; signal transduction. NCBI's taxonomy places the organism in Eukaryota, Metazoa, Chordata, Actinopteri, Siluriformes, Clariidae.
CACUCAUACACACGCAUGCCAUGCUGCAAUACCGAAAACUCCUUGUGCAGCGUAGCAGGUUUCCUUCUAAAUGUCAGAUGUGGUUUUGUGCAGAAUUUUUUGCUUUGCUGGUUUGUUGUCAAGCCGAGUGGAGGAGGUGUUUACAUCCUGCUCAAACUUGUAUCCUCGAUUUAUAACACACACCUUUAACUCACAUUACAGCUCAGAGCACAGGCACCGUCAUUACUGUCAUGGUGAAUAACUGCACACUGGGGUUCUGGGUGUUUUGGGGCUCCAGUCAGCUCUGGGGUGUGUUGGGGUCGAUCAUGACGCUCCUGCUGCUUUCAUUCUCCUGCAAUAUUUUAUGCUGUCUUCAAAAACGGCUAACAGCUAAAGGGAAAAAGUUUCUCCCCCGAUUCAGAAGAAGUGUGAGUCUUAAAAACAGAGAGAUGGAGGAGAACCCUAUUUACGGUAACAUCACCUACACAGAUGAGAAACAGGAAGUGAAAACUCCCGCUGAGAACUUCUCUGCUCGAGACUGCUAUGCUAACCUGAGCCUGAAAGCUCCUAAGCCUUCAGCGCCUGGCCGUGCGUCUCCUCUUAGUCAGAUCCAGUAUUCAGAUGUUCUGAUGAUCUGUGAGGAACCAGAGGAGAAGAACUCAGAAGAUAAGGACUCCUGCUCAGGUCUGUCGGAUCUGUAUGCCUCGGUCGAUGCAGAACGUAUUAAGAGCAAGAAGGAGCAGAGCAAUGAGCCAUACGCCAAUCAUGUGUGAGGAGCAAGGACACGCCCCUCUGCUGUCUUUUCAUCAACUUCAUUAUUAUCAUCACCUCCAUGAUCAUCAUAAUCACCACCAUCACAUACCCACCAUCAUCAUCAUCAUUACCAUCAUCCUCAUCAUCAUAAGCAUCAUCAGCUCCAUGAUCAUCAUCAUCACCACCCCAGCAUCAUCAUCAUCAUUACCAUCAUCCUCAUCAUAAGCAUCAUUAUCACCUCCAUGAUCAUCAUCACCACACCCACCAUCAUCAUCA